Messenger RNA from Aspergillus welwitschiae, 2441 nucleotides. RefSeq lists its product as uncharacterized. The transcript is spliced from 5 exons. Bases 24 to 2363 code for a protein of 779 amino acids. Lineage: Eukaryota; Fungi; Ascomycota; Eurotiomycetes; Eurotiales; Aspergillaceae. The record is from RefSeq and is a predicted model, not a curated record.
CCAUCAGGCGGUUCUUAUCCGCAAUGACAUAUUCGGGCCUCCCUCGGAGGAAACAUGCUCCAGGAGAUGACAAACCUGGCCGCAAGUCCUACCUGUACUAUGCGCAGCGGCGAAAGCUGCACCUGGAAAGCGGGCCAACGCUACCGAAAUACUCGCCAAAUACCAAUGUUUCUGCGGCAUCUGUGAGAGGGAAAUGGGUGAGAUUUUGCACUGAGGCAUGCCUGGACCCGGACGAUCUUCUUAAAAACAUGACUUCAGCAGACGUCAAAUCCUGGUUCGACUGGAUUGAAAAGAACUUCAAAGGGUCUAUUAAAGCCCACGGCGCGCUUGCCAACUACUGGAGAACUUUGAAGAGGCUAUACUUCUUGAAAACCCGCCGGGAGAUGGAUGCAGACAUGAGGGUAGAUUGCCUCAACUAUAUGAAUGUUGUCAGUACGAGAAUGGGUUUGCGUAAGCACUCACUGCCAAAGCCGACUGGCCAAUCGGAGGAUCUUUUGCAGUAUCUUGUGUCCCAUCUUGUGGAUUGUGAUUCGGUAUUUGCGGACGAAAAGCAGCGUCUCUAUGCCCUCCCGGCGCUCAAUCUGUCCUGCAUAUCUGCCUGUCGAGCCGUAUCUUUCUUUGACACAAGACACCGCGUCCAAUAUCAGGCGGACGGCACGUUGGUACCUCCUACAAAUACGUCAGCUAAGGUUAGAACGCCUUUACCUUUGCCUUCCAUCAAGGAGGCCCUGUGUGAUCCAGGAACCAAAAUCAGCAUGGGAAGCGACGAUUAUGCGGAAGGAGGUUCGAUAUCCGAGACCAGCUCGUAUACUGACUCGGAAGUGGAUACGGCGAGCGACAGCGAUCACCAGUCAGAUUGUUCUAGUGUCACAGAUGACGGGUACCUUAACGGGAAUGAGGAGACGGGCACUAUCCUUUGGCGGCACGUGGAAUUCUAUAUUAUUCGUAACCCAGUGCCUGGACGUCGGCAUAUCCUAGCCGCCAUUGUGUCCAUCCUGCAUACGAAAGGGGAAGGAAGGAAGCCUCGGCUGAAGAGAUAUGUUAUCGAGCACGAGGAUAAUUUGAUAUUCGAUGUUUUAUCACAGCUUCUGGCGCUGGCAAUACAUGAUGAUAUCUUCGAAGCUACUAUCCAAGAUGUGUCCCAUAUAUACACAGUACCAAUUCCUAAUCAUCGAAAGGGCAUCCAGCUGAAGAUAAAGAGAGAAAAGCUGGAUGUAUCGGUCUUCCGUGAGCCUGAACAUACCCCCGAGGGCUACAGGACAUCUGAUUCGCGCCCUCUGAAGUCCAAGACCUGGAGCCGGUAUGUCAAACGGAUUGGAGUGCGAAGUGGCCAGGAACGUAACCUUACACAGAAGGUGUUCCGGCGCGGUGCAAUCAAUGCCAUUAACAGUAACAACGCUCCAUCCUCGGUCCGUGAUCAAGUCGCUGAUCACGAAUCUAAUGCCGUGAAAUACUACCUCAAUGAGAUAGUCGAUUUUGAUACAGCGGCAGCGUUUCACAAACGCCCAUCAAACGAGGUCGUUCAACGUGAGCUGAGAUCAGCGACCUUGCUGGCGGAUAAAACCGCACCUAUUGGAUUGACGGCUGCCCAGGCUCAGAGAAUCUCUAGGGACCCUGAGGUCCGUCGUCUUCGAAGCGUCUGUCGCGCAUUGACUGCGGAAAUCCGCAGCCAGGGCUAUAAACUUCUGAAGGAUGCCGCAGGCACCGAGAUCGGUGAGCGGAAGAAACGUGCAGAUGUCGAGCUCAACAGGACACUUACAAGGCUCCGAGAGGAGGCCAAGGAGAGGAAUCGCCGAAAACACUUUCGGAGGACAGACACGGCUAUUUUCAACCAACAGUACGAGCUCGAUCGGCCCUGUCAUGAGGCUAAACUACAGCCUCAUGUGGCCCGGACCUACCAAAUCCCCGAGCGCAAGGAGCUCGUUGAUCUGCUCUGCUAUUCAACUCCCACCAAAACAGACGAGGAAGCUCAUCUUCGUCGGUUGGAAUACAUCCGCCUUAUGGUCCUAUGGCAAGACCGGAAGGAGAGUCCUCGGCGGGGUAAGCAGUCAGCGACCAUACCAAAGCUGCAGCCAGCGAACCCUUCAUCUGCCAGUGUCGUCGAAAAAUUUGACCCUCUGCAAUGUCCAUUUUGCCUUUCGGAUACGCGCCUCUCACCUGCUGACCGCACGAAGCGAAAGAGCAAAACAAAUAAGCUCUGGGACCACGUGGAAAGGAUUCACGAGCAAGAGCUUGCAGCAUUUGACUCGGGAUUUCGCAAAUGCGGACUAUGUGGGCUGAGGAAUAUUGACUUCAUGCCAUCUAGCGCGUCCAAUUUUAAGAACCACACCCACACCGUGCAUGGAAUCAGACUCAGACCUUAGUUUAAUGCACUCAAAUAGUUAAAUUUGACUUUAUGAAACCUGCACAGACGUUAGCAAUUCAACAAUGACGCUCUUGAC